Mesocestoides corti is the source of this 312-nucleotide messenger RNA. The record is from the annotation of a GenBank genome assembly. NCBI's taxonomy places the organism in Eukaryota, Metazoa, Platyhelminthes, Cestoda, Cyclophyllidea, Mesocestoididae.
AUGCUGUCCACCGUACCCGGUUGGCGAUUCGGCGCUACACAGAGGCGUUUUCACAUCUGCAGCUUACAACGCCGGGUAUUGCCUGAACCAACAGGACCACAAACGGUAACCGCGGUGGUCCAGCAUUGGAGUGUGCGUGUGUCGUCUGGUGGUGGCGUCAUCGUCCCAGUUAAUGGCGAAAAGCAGCGCGUGGCCAUUGGCCGCCUCUCUCGCAGUUUGGGCACGCAGCCAAAUCGGUCGUCAUCGUCGUCGGCGGCCGCUCGAACGCACCCAAAACACUUCGCAAUGCGCAUGGGCCACACAACCAGCUGA